AUGACUCGGAAUAUUAUGACGCAACAUUAUGGAGAAGUUCACAUUAUUCAAGAAGAUGCAGAUAAUGAAAAUACAGAUUCUACGUUAAACGAAAAAUCACCCGUGAAAAGUGAAUCAGUAUCAUAA
Molecule: messenger RNA, 126 nt
Organism: Funneliformis caledonium
Lineage: Eukaryota; Fungi; Glomeromycota; Glomeromycetes; Glomerales; Glomeraceae
Source: the annotation of a GenBank genome assembly